UGGUAUUGUGACAGAAGAGAGAGAGGCCGGAUCUUGCAGAAAGAGGAAGCGUUGGUCUUCAGGAAACGAGACAUCUUCCUGGCAGUUACUACAGCACCAGAGCCACCAUGAGAUCUGUUCAUGUAGGGCUGCUGUACGUCGCUUGGAUUUCUGGGAUGGACCCAUCCUCAGCCCAGUCUGAGGGGAAGCAGCUGGUUCGUGCUGUUGGACAGUCGGUCACUUUUGAAGCCGCAGUGUUACAGAGAGGCUUUUUAAAACAUGAAAGUGUUAGUAUGGCAGUAGUGACUGAUGGAAAGGGCAUUACUGAUUUUGUGGAGAGAUUCAAAGGGAGAGUGUCCUGGGACAGUCAGACUGGGCUCUUUAAAAUCACAGACCUGAACACACAGGACUCUGGGAAUUAUAAUAUACAGAAUAAUGAUGGACAGAAGACGAUCACAGUGAAUUUCCUCCUAAAAGUAUACAAUAGAGUGUCCAAGCCUCAGGUGUCCACAGUGUCCCAGGUCAGUGAGAGCUGCUCUCUGCCGUGCUCUGUGAGUAAUGGGAGAGAGGUGACCCUGUCCUGGCAGAGAGACAGGACGAUACUCGACCACACCAGCAACCCUGAUCUCAACACCCCCCUGACUCUCCCUCUGGAGACAGAAGGUCUCUCUCACUCCUACAGCUGUGUGGCCUCUAACCCAGUCAGCAAUGAGACAGUCUCUCUGCAGAACUGCAAAGAGACAGGUAAGCAAAUGUGUUAGUGUAGUGCUGCUAUU
Messenger RNA from Lepisosteus oculatus (spotted gar), 755 nucleotides. The record is from RefSeq and is a predicted model, not a curated record. Lineage: Eukaryota; Metazoa; Chordata; Actinopteri; Semionotiformes; Lepisosteidae.